AUUGGCCAGUUAUGGUUCCUGGUAGACUAAGCCUAACAGGAAAAAAGAGGUUCUAUGAAGUUAGUAGGGAGGAAGUAAAAAGGCGAGUUGGAUCUCCUGAAAACCUUUCAUCGACUAUGGUCUGUCAGUUGUUAAAGAGGAGCAGAUCAGUGGCAAAUAUUCCACCAGGAAUUGUUAUAAGAAAAAACAUCAAGACUUCUAUAAGCUUAUUUUCAGGCCUUACAGAAGGAGAGGCAAAAGACUUGGCUGAUGAUUUCAGCAACAUUGUUGAAAAGAGCGAAAUCUUUUCAAGGCUUAGUAAAAUAUGCUCAUCAAGAAAAGAAGCUAAUGAAGUUCGAGAUGUUCUACUUAAAGCUGUUGACGUAUUAGAAAAUAUUGGAGACCUAGAAGAGGGAAGCAGACUUACUCAUGGUUUUAUGAAACCAGCUUUAACUUUUGUUGUUAAAGAGUUGGCAAAACACAUAGAUUAAUUUUUAUACGACCGCAAAAGUAUUUUUUUGUUUUCGUAUAUUGGUAUCACGUCGUCGUCGUCGUUGUCAGCGCCGUGCGAAGACAGAUGGUUUUCGGAUAAUAACUUUUAUAUAAGUAAAUAGAAAUCAAUAUAAUUUUAACACAAUGUUUAUAACCACAAAAAGAAGGUUGGGAUUGAUUUGGGGGUUAUGGUCCCAAAGGUUUAGGAAUAAGGUGCCCAAAGGGGCCCAAAACAAGCAUUUAUCUAAUUUUAGGACGAAAACUUGUGUAUAAGUAAUUCAAUUGCUCUGAAAUUGUACCACAAUGUUUAAUACCAUAAGUAGAAGGUUGGGAUUUAAUUUAAGGGUUAUGGAGCAUAGGAAUUAAGGGCCAAAAAGGGCCCCAAAAAAUGCAUUUUUCUACUUUCCGCACAAUAACUUGUGUGUAACUGUAUGGACCUCUCUGACAUUGUACUACAAGGUUCAAUAUAACAAAGGAAAGCCUGGGAUUGAGUUUGGGGUUAAUUUCCCCGAACAUGUAGGGAUGAGGGGCCAAAAAAGGGCCAAAAAGAAGCAUUUUUCUAAGUUUACAGACAAUAACUUGUGUUUAAGUGUAUGGAUCUCUCUAAAAUAUACUACAAGGUUUCUUUCUGCAAAGGAAAGGCUGGAAUUGAAUUUUGGGGUUCUUGCUCCAAGGGGGGUUUCUAAAAGUUGGGGCCAAAAAGGGACCCAAAUAAGCAUUUUUGUAGUUUCCAGUCAAUAACUUGUGUUUAAGUGUAUAAAUCUCUCUGAAAUUGUACGAAAAGUUUCCAUACUACCAAGGAAUGGUUAUGGGUGGUUAUGCUUCAAAUCAUUUAG
Messenger RNA from Mytilus trossulus (common blue mussel), 1307 nucleotides. RefSeq names its product transcription factor AP-2-delta-like. The transcript has 3 exons. Gene Ontology annotation, biological process: regulation of transcription by RNA polymerase II; anatomical structure development; regulation of cell population proliferation. NCBI's taxonomy places the organism in Eukaryota, Metazoa, Mollusca, Bivalvia, Mytilida, Mytilidae. Bases 12 to 470 code for a protein of 152 amino acids. Gene Ontology annotation, molecular function: DNA-binding transcription factor activity, RNA polymerase II-specific; RNA polymerase II transcription regulatory region sequence-specific DNA binding. The record is from RefSeq and is a predicted model, not a curated record. Gene Ontology annotation, cellular component: nucleus.